ACGUGUUUGUUGUAACUCGUUCCCUUCCCAAUUUUGAGACACAGCACUAUUUGUACCGAGGAGGAAACGUGUAGCCUGUAAAGCGGCACUGCGGCAGCGCCGUAUCACUGCGCCUCGGUCCCCCUUCUCCGGGAUCCUGAAGCUCGGAUCUGGGGAGAGUAGGAGGAGAUACCCUAUGGUUUCCCCUUUGCGGAAUUCAUUUUGUCAGCUUCAAACCUUCUUGUGUUUUAUCUUGUAUUAGUGACCGAAGGCCUGCAACUUGUCCGGACGGUCUCUCCACACUCGCAAGGGAGAGAGAGUUUGCUGACCUUGAGUAAAAGGAGUAGGUUUGUGGAGAAGAAAGAUGUGGCAUCACCUGCUCAACUCACCAUGGCGGGACAUGUUCACUGAGCAGACCUUUGCUUUAACUUGAAAAGUGCUCCCUUUGGCAGCAUCGACAGCUUGGUGAUAACGUGGUUAAUAGAUCAUUUUACACCUCUGGCGCAGGAUUUGAUGGACUGCUUUUCAUGGUCUUUGCUUGGAACCUAGCUCGGUAUAGUGACUCCAUGCAGUUUUGCAUUUUAUGUGACGUCCCUCUGUUGGAUCUUACUUGUUUACUCUGGAUCUAAUACAGUGACACCAUUCGCUUGGAUAUUGUGGUGAUUCUUUUUGAGGGGUUUUUCAUACAAGUGGAGAUCGAGCAGUGCCUGAGUUUGGCCCUUGAAGAGUUUGAUUCCCUGUAAGAGGAGCACUUAUCUGGAUGUUUCCUAUGAAGAACACGGAUGGCCCUCGAUCUAGCGGCCUCCGCAAGAAGAGGAGGUCAAGGUCAGAGAGGGAUCGGGAGAGGAGCUCAAAUGGGAUAAGGAACCAUCAUGUUAAAGGCUCCAUCUUGCGAUUCUCCUCAGACUCAGAGCGGGAAGGCGACCGGGAGCCCUCCUCAUCCCGCCCUCGGCCCCCGCGAAGAAAGAGAAAGGAGUCUACUUGUGCUGAAGAGGACAUCAUCGAUGGCUUCUCCAUCACAGGGUUUGUAACCCUGGAGGCUUUGGAGAAGAACAUGACAUUGAAGCCCCAGGAGUGCAGAGACAACCAAGCAGGGCCCCUGCACAAGAAAAAGCCUGCCAGAGUCCCCAAUGGCCUGAGCCUGGAGCCAUAUAAGAACAAUCACCACCACCUCCAGCCUUCAGACCAGGAGAACAACCCCAACCUGGCACAUGCACAUGGCAAGAGGAAGAAGAAACACUUGAACAAGAAACACUCAAUGUUGAAACCAGGGCAGAACAACUGUAAGGAAAGUGACAGCGAGAGUGUAAGUGGAGAGUCCAAGCCUUCCUUCAGGAGCAGCUCCAGAGACAGGCUGACAGAUAUGUCAAGCCCCAGGAAUCCACAUGAUGGCCAUUCUACUGUUGUCUCCAUGACACACAAAUGUUGGCCUUGUUUCGCCUUCAGUUGUCUGUUACUGUCCCAUUUACACCAGAUUUUCAGUUCUCUGUUUUUUUUUUUUAACUGUCUAUGUUAAGAACAACCAGCUGAUGCUACUCUUUAAAAUUCACGCCAAGAAAAAGCUUGGCUGUGAAUUGAAAUGAAAAAAUCAAUUCUGUCUUUUGAGAUUGUCACCUCCCUUUGUGUAACCUGGAGACUGUGACAACAGGCACAUCAUGCAGUAUUAUUACUUCCACUUCAAUAAUAACAAAUCAAGUA
Molecule: messenger RNA, 1677 nt
Organism: Monopterus albus (swamp eel)
Lineage: Eukaryota; Metazoa; Chordata; Actinopteri; Synbranchiformes; Synbranchidae
Product: autism susceptibility gene 2 protein-like
Exons: 5
Coding region: 740-1495 (251 amino acids)
Source: RefSeq, a predicted model, not a curated record